Gopherus flavomarginatus (Mexican gopher tortoise) is the source of this 1062-nucleotide messenger RNA. RefSeq names its product zinc finger protein 560-like. The coding region runs from base 43 to 444 and encodes 133 amino acids. NCBI's taxonomy places the organism in Eukaryota, Metazoa, Chordata, Testudines, Testudinidae. The transcript has 4 exons. The record is from RefSeq and is a predicted model, not a curated record. Gene Ontology annotation, biological process: regulation of DNA-templated transcription.
UGCUCCAGCUCAUCCCAGCCUGGCGUGGGACAGGGAAGAGAAAUGGCUGCAGUGGAGUCAGUCCAGGGGCUGGUGACCUUCAAGGAGAUGGCUAUGUAUUUCACCAGGGAAGAGUGGGCUCUGCUGGACCCCACUCAGAGAGCCCUCUACUGGGAUGUCAUGCAGGAGAACUAUGAGACUGUGACCUCGCUGGGCCAGAGAAUAACAUCCAUGUUUCGCUGCAGAUCAUCUCGUCCUCCCAGGGGCAAGGAAAUGGCUGCAAUGGAGCUGGCUCAGGGGCCGGUGACCUUCGAGGAGGUGGCUGUGUAUUUCUCCAGGGAAGAGGGGACUCUGCUGGACCCCACUCAGAGAGCCCUCUACAGAGAUGUCAUGCAGGGGAACUAUGAGACGAUGGUCUUGCUGGGUAAGGAUUCCUGUCCCUUCUGUUCUUGGAAGGGGAAAUGAAGAGUGAAGGUUCAUGCCACCCCCACAAUGCCAUCUGUACCCUGUCCUGUUUCAGCAUCACCCCAAUAGGCCAGUAACAUACAUACUACCAGAGACCCUCCUCUGCUGCAGAACACUUUGGGAACAGAGCACAGGAGCAGCAUCACACAAUGUCAAAUAUCUCCUCUUUACUCAAGUAAAACUGGGGUUAGGUCCAGCAUAAUGAACAGAAGCUUCCUACCCCCAGCCUUCUCUCAAACCCUGAGCCUUCUCUACCCAAACCAGAAUGUGCUUGGGGUGUAACAAGCAGGCGGCUGGAGUCAGAGCUGCCAGUCCAGGGUUACUUAUCAUACAGACACUCAGUGCGUCCUUGAACGCUGGCUGGGAGUAUCCAGACAGGGGAGCUCCAGCAGCAGAACACUGAAUCUCACCCAGGAUUACAGAUGACACAACUCCUCGCUGAUCUGGAUUGCACCCCAGCAUGUGAAAAUGGCCUAGGUUGGUAGUGACAUUUCUUGAGACAUGGAGAGUCUUGCUCCCAUAUCACCAGGUGUAAUAAAAAUAACAGGAAAGGCCAAAUAUGGAAAACUGAUUGUUCAGCUUGCUUUUGACCUGCAUCAUAUUUUGCAAUAUAUUCCA